Molecule: messenger RNA, 300 nt
Organism: Pipistrellus nathusii (Nathusius's pipistrelle)
Lineage: Eukaryota; Metazoa; Chordata; Mammalia; Chiroptera; Vespertilionidae
Source: the annotation of a GenBank genome assembly
AUGGGGGAAUCCCAAGUUUCCAUGCGUCUCACGGAAGACGUGGUUUUGUGCAGAAGCAAAAUCCAGUCCGGCAGUGAGAACAAGGUCUGCGUGUACAACAGUCAGCGGUGGGACCUUAAUCACUACCAAUUCCCAACAGCCUCACAAGCUUGUUGCAUUUCUGGUGUUUUAGGUUUUGGUCUGAAGGUUAAAUGGCAGGUGUUUGGUCCAGCAGAGCAGGGUGUGUUAAGAGAAGCACAGUACCAGGGCCCACAGGGGGCAGGUUCGAACAAGAGGGUCUUGCAGGAUUGUUGUUUCUGA